CCAAUACAAACAGCUUCAACUGGCGUCGUUCGUUUACGAAGUUUGUACUGAGAAGGAGCAAACAUGUCAGCAACUGGAAAGAAAGAUGAAAAAGCGAAUGGGACCCAACCUGUCAAGAUGCAGCAGACAAAUCUUGUGAAAAUGGAUGGAAUGUUAAGAGAGGCUCUAUGUACUCAAGAGAAAGCAAAUAAAACAUGGGAGAAGAAGUGGGGAUUUAUGACUCAAUAUAGAAAGUUCUUGGAAGAAGAAGCAAAAUCCCGAGGGAUAUCAUUAGAGGCAAUAAGUAAGGGAUCUAAAAAACAAGAGAUUACGACAGGGACAGCAUUCACUGUUCCAUCUUCACCUCCCAUUCCUCUGACUAGUUCAGGUUUCAUUGGAUGGCGAUCUUCCCUGCAGUCUUGCUCCCUUGAGAAAGUGGGUCCAUUCUACAUUAGCCCAGUUCAUACAAUUGAGCCACCAGACCUGCCAAAACAGAAACCACAGCUUACAAUUUUCAUAGGCUGA
This is a messenger RNA of Schistocerca nitens (vagrant locust), 504 nucleotides long. RefSeq lists its product as uncharacterized. The record is from RefSeq and is a predicted model, not a curated record. The transcript is spliced from 5 exons. The coding region runs from base 64 to 504 and encodes 146 amino acids. NCBI's taxonomy places the organism in Eukaryota, Metazoa, Arthropoda, Insecta, Orthoptera, Acrididae.